Messenger RNA from Durusdinium trenchii, 1993 nucleotides. The record is from the annotation of a GenBank genome assembly. Lineage: Eukaryota; Dinophyceae; Suessiales; Symbiodiniaceae.
GUUGUUUGGUUCCGUUAGCGGACAAACAAAGGCUACUGCUCUUAAUGACAGCCUCGCUAUGCCAUGGCCUUUCUGCUUUUCGGCCUGCUUCUGCAGCCAGGGACACUGGAGCGAAAUGGCAUGCGACCCGUCACCAUCAGAUCCAAAAAGAAACACGGCAGAAGAAGCAGUUGAAGCUCAAAAGACUCGUGGCGACAAUUCGCCCCAGCAGUGCAGUUCCGCCACGUGCCAAGCGUACAGUGAAUGUGGAGGGCUGGGCAGACUUUCCAGGACUACCUGUAGGACCAGCUUUGGUUGACCGCGAGGUCAGCUUUAGAACCCAGCCUUCUAUGAGGCAAGUGCGCGAACAACUGCUGGAUUGCUGGCAAAGAUCCAGCUGCUUGCAGGAGUCAAGCUCACAGGUCACUGAGUAUCACCCCAUGGAGGUCAAGAAGACCGACUGCCAGUUUUCAAGGUUUGCCAAGAUGUUUGAUCCAAACAAGCUGCCCAAAGACUUCAGAAGGCAGCUCUACCAUGGACAGUACAGGCUUCCAAGAGGAGGAGGAGGAGGAGGAGGAGGAGGAGGAGGAGGUAAUUUGGGCCUUCAGGUCUGCCACGAACUGGAUAUUGCAUACUUUGAGGAUGUGCAGUUUUGGGAAUCGGAUGUGCCUCAAACACCUCCCAAUACGCCAGUUCAUGCAUGCGCCCCUGACAACAGCGAUGCCAAGCGCGACCGGCUAUCUAAGACUCCUACCUUGCCAUGUUCCAGGAACCAACGAAAUCCAAGUCUGACCUCAGAGGCUGAGUCUGAACUUCAACCCCAACCAUUUCAAAGGCAAACUACUCACACAACGGACAACGAGAUGCCAGUUGUUGAAACCGAGAGGGCAGAUGCUUGCGAAGAAUCCAGUAGCUCUGCAUGCCCUGAGCUUCCUGAACCUGAUUUUAGCAUGGCACCGCUUGCUGAUGACGAGAUUGUGUACAAUGACACCACGGUCGAACAUGAAAAGCGCCUUUCGAUGCUAUCACCUCACAUCGAUGUUCAGCCUCGAGCACAUUGGCUGGAAGUGCAGGAGAGGAGGGUUGGCCAGCAGAUACGCCGCAAUCAGGUUUCCUACGAUGAGACACCACGCCCCAGACAAGCUGGUGGUUUGGCCCGGCACCUAGAGCCAUGAAUUCCGUGAGCACUUUGCGAAGCUAUGAGCACAGCUGUUCCAGUUGUAAGCUAUAGAGCUGUUGCCCUGUUCGUGACUUUUCGCAUGGAAGCCUGGAAGUUUGGACGCAAAUUUUUCAUAGUCUUUCGGCUUGGGAGCUUCGGAGCCCUGGAACCCUGCAACCAGAACCUUGAAACCCUCCAACUUCGCAACUCCCGAACCAAAUUUUUAUUGCUCUAUGUCAUAUGUGCCUGGAACUAUAUACAGUAUGUGUUUUGAUUGCAACAUUAUCAUCGCGCCUUGACUCUGGAACCAUGAAUUGCUCGCAACUUUCACCUGGAACGCCGGAACCCUGGCAACUUGAAGCUGCGGCAAGUCACAGUUUUUCUUCCCAAACUACGGAAUUUCUUACUUCUCUUUGAGCCAGGCUGCCAGGCCCAGGUCGUAACUUUUCUGGAAUCCAAUUGCCUAACAGGAUUUUCCUUUGCCACUUACGCCAUCAUGAUCCGCUUGGCGGUUGCAAAAGGCAAGCGCCAAAAGGCAAGCAACGCAGAAGGAAAGUAUAGAUACGCCAAAGGUGCAGAAGUGUUUCCGGAUUGCUGACUAAGUCCGUAGGUCGUCUAAGUCGAACUGUGUAGCUUUCCAUUCACUCGUCCGUCUUCCGAUCACAUUGCUUGUUGGCCCUUUCUAUGUUUCAUUCGGGUUUUGGUUGGCUGUGUAGCGACCCAGCGACUGCACAAGUAUCCUGAUAUUUCUCUUUCAAUACACUAUUUGGGUCUAUGCCGGUGCAUUUAUUGUUGACUUUGCACGCUCCGAAUGCGAUUUUGCUCAGUGUGUGGCUGGAGAGAAAAGGAAGCUAC